UUUACAUGUAACAUUCAUGAUUCAGUUUCCAUUGAGUUGAGUUGAAAUCAUUUGUUGAAUUUGAACAAUACAACAACAAGAACAACACAAUUACAACCCUUGGACCAACAAGAUACAAUGGAUAAGAUAAAAUUAUCAUGUUUCCAUUUAAUUUAUUUGAUAUUAUGUUUGAUUUCAAACGUGAAAUUAUUUCCAACCAAAUCACCUGAGAUUUUAUCUCCAAAUUCAACUGAAAACUUUCAACAAUCAUCAUCAUCAUCAUCAUCAUUGGCAUCAUUAUCAUCAUGUCCAAAUUCAUGUUAUUGUGAUCAGGAUAAUCUUUACGUGAGUUGUGUCGGUGAUGACCAAUGGGAUUCAAAUUUACCUUUACUGCCCAUCACAGUGACCAGAUUAGAGAUUAAAAAUUAUAACUUAUCAUCCUCAUCCUCAUCAUCAAAUCUCAACUUGUCCAAUUUAAAAUCACUCCAAGAAGUUAAAUUAAAUUCAUUAAAUUUAAUCUCCCUCAGCAAUGAAACUUUCAAUAAUCUUAUACACCUUGAAAGGCUUGACCUUAGUAAUAAUAAACUGACCACUUUGAAUGUUGGUGUUUUCAGCUCAGCAACUUCAAUCCUUAAAUUUGUUGACCUCUCAUCAAAUAGAUUACAAUCAAUUUAUGAAACAUUUAAUGGUUGUAAUUCAAUUGAACAUCUUAAUUUAAGGUCUAAUCAAUUGACCAACAUAACAAUCAACACUUUCAUUGGAUUAGUUAAACUGGUCUAUCUUAAUCUAGAUGGUAAUCUUAUUACAACAAUUGAAUUAGGAUCAUUUCUACAAUUAACUCGACUUGGACAUUUGAUUAUCUCAAAUAAUCCAAUAUCAAUGUCCACUCGUUUCGAUUCAUUGUCCACUAAAUUAAAGUACGUUGAUGUUUCCAAUAUAUCAUUAACUUCAAUUCCUCAUGGUAUCGAUCCUUUCAUACGUGAUUUAAGAUUAUCGGGUAAUGCAAUUAGUAAAAUCAGUUCCGGUGACUUCGAUAAUUACCUUUACUUGAAUGUUUUGGUCCUCGAUUCUAAUGGUUUGUCUAUCGUUGAAUUGGAUUCAUUGGGUCGACUUGAAUAUCUUAUUGAACUUUGGGCUAAAGAUAAUCAACUGACCUCACUGCCCAUUGAUCUUCCCCCCUCUUUACGUAAAAUGUAUUUAUCUCACAAUCAACUGACCACAAUCAACUCAACCAUUUUCAGUCCAUUGGUAAAAUUGGAAAGACUUGAUUUAUCCAACAAUUUGAUUACUACAAUUGAAACUGAUUCAUUGUCUAAUUUAGUUAAUUUGGUUCGUCUCAAUUUGAGUAACAACAAACUGACCAAUCUGGUUAAUGUUAAAUGGCCAAGUAAUUUGAAAUGUCUUGAUCUCUCUGCUAAUCCAAUUGUAAUCAUUGAUUUAAUCAGUUUAACAUCAACACCAAAUUUAGAGGAAUUAAAUUUGUCCAAAAUCGUUUCAUCAUCAUCAACAUCGUCAUCACAAUUAACCGAGACUAUUAAUUGUACUGAUGUUCACCUUAAUCAUCUCAAGAAACUUGAUCUUGAACAAAGUUACAAUUUAGCUGAACAAUUUAUGACAAUAGUUGAUUGUAACAUUAACCAUAACUAUCAGAGAGUUAAUUUAAUUGCGUCCAAUUUAACUGAAUUAAAUCUCCUUGGAACCGGAUUGAAAUCAUUGGGUAAUUUUGUUGGAAACAAAAAUUUACUUCAAAUUGAACAAUUAACAUUUGAUUCGCAACAAUUAGAUUGCUCAUUAGAAGAUAAUCAACAAUUAAGCUUAUGGUUAAAAUCGGCAAAGUUAACAAUCAAACCUUCAAGUGAAGUAAUUAAAUGUGAAUCUCCUCAACAAUUAAAAGGAUUACCUUUAAUCAAGUUACAUGACCAUCUUAACAUUAAAUUAAUUAACAACAAUCAAUUGGCCUUAUCUCCAAUAACAACAUCAAAAUCAGCUAAUAAUGAUGAUGAAACAUCAACAAUAAUGCCCAAAGGUUUGACUCAGGUAAAUUUAUCAUCUUCAUCAUCAAUGUCAUCAUCCAGUCAUCAUUAUCUUGAUACAAAAUUGAAUCAUUCAAAGGAUUAUGCCUCAGGCGAUUUACAUUUAAACCAAACAAAUAUCAACAAUAAUGAUGAUGAUGAUCAUCAUCAUUUGAUAAUAGUAAAUGGCAACAUAAGCAUCACCAAUGGUAAACAUGAUAAACCAACAUCUUCAUCAUCAUCCUCAGGUCACCAAGUUGUUGUUACAUCAUUUUCAUCCCAUGAUGAUAAUCAUCAUGCUAGUGAUUAUGGUUCACCUCAAAUCCUUUCAAAUAAUCGUACAGAUAAAGUUGAUUAUCUGCCCUCAGGUGAGAUAAAAGUUUCAUCUGAUAAUAACAUAAAAACAAUGUCCAUGAAUAAUCAUGAUAACUUAUCAUCAUCAUCAUCAUUAAACCAAAGUAACCAAAAUGAUAAUAUUGAAGGUAAACAAUCAUCAUCCCAUAAAUUACAUUCAACAACAAUAAAACCUGAUAAUAAAUCAAUAAUUAAUGAAACAAUUAACAAUCCAAGUCGACUAAGUGAAAAUUUCAAGCGUUCAAUUAUUCAAAAAUCUUCAUCCUCAUCCUCAUCUUCAUCUGUACCAUUAAUUUCAUUAUCAACUUCCUCAUCAUCUUCCGGUUUACUAUUAUUACCUUCAUCAUCCUCAUCACUUUCAUCUUAUCAAACUUUACCAUCAUUAUCAACUGCUUCCUUGUCAUCAUCAUCAUCGUCAUCAUCUCACCUUGCUUCAUAUGGAAUUGUAUCUUUCAUAAUUGGAUCAUUAAUUAUAACUACAAUGCUUUGUUUCGCAAUUUUAACCAUGAUUAAAUCUCGUAAAAUUUACACAUCAAUUGUGAAAGACACUCGAGUGGACAAUAGAUCUUGGUUACAUCGUAGUGUCUCCUACCUCUCUCAAACUGAUGAGGUCUCAUUCUUAAGUCUAACGGACACAAUUGACCUGAGUAAUAACGUUAAUGGGUCAGGGGGAAGAGGAAGAUUAAGUGGAUUAAGUGGAUUGAGAUAAAGAUCCAAAUAUCGAGUUUGAUAGCCAAUGUUAUGGUCAAUCACAAAGUAAAUGAUUUACAUCUUGCCAUUGAAAAUAUUUCAACUAAUUUGCUAACAAUUAAAAGUUCAACUGUUAAUAAAAUUACAAUUUGUAUUAUAUUAAAUAAAAAAAUAGUAAUAUUGAUAAAUAUUAAUAACUUUCAUAAAGAUGAUUAAAGGUUAUUCAUUUGCAAUAAUAAAAUAGUGUAAUCAAUGUAAAAUAUCAAUACCUCUAAUGAUCAGCAGAAAGUUAAUCAUUCAUCUUGAUGAAGGAACAAUUUAACUUAAUUAUCAAUGAUUAACCACCAGAAUCAUAUUAUGUAUACAAUGUUCAUUAAAAAAACUUCCCAUUUAAUAACAUGUUUACAGAAUUCAAACUUGAUUUCAUCUUCCCACCUCUCAUCUUAUUCAUCUUAACAACAAUCAUCUUGACAUGUAAAGCUUUUUUCAUCCACCGGUGGGAGAAAAACUCAUUUUCAUCUAGAUCAUGUUUCUCUCUCUCUCUCUCUCACCGCCUUCAUCUUUUUUAUCCUCCAUCACUUGUGAAUAAAUGACUCACUCAUGUUGAUAAUAAGAGUUGAUGCUCUAAAUGAUGAAUGAAUUUCUAUAACUUCCAAUUGGAUUCUGAUGACCAGGCUUGGUGAAUUCUAGAACAUCUUAUAAGCGAAUGGUGAAAAUUCAAUAUAUUCUUAUGUAAAUAUUGAAUCUCUUUCUCAUUUAAUUAUAAAUGUAAAUUCAUCAAAAGACAAGAGUAAAAUAUUAUCAACUAAGCAACAAAAAGUUUCUAAUAAAAAAAACGAUGAUUAUAUUAGCAA
This is a messenger RNA of Panonychus citri (citrus red mite), 3889 nucleotides long. Its product is annotated as serine-rich adhesin for platelets-like. Gene Ontology annotation, molecular function: protein binding. NCBI's taxonomy places the organism in Eukaryota, Metazoa, Arthropoda, Arachnida, Trombidiformes, Tetranychidae. Bases 118 to 3054 code for a protein of 978 amino acids. The transcript has a single exon. The record is from RefSeq and is a predicted model, not a curated record.